CCGGGCGGCAGGCGCGGCGGCGACGCUAGCCCGGCCCUCGGCCCCUGCUCGCGGCCCCCGCUCCGCCGGCCUCGGCCGACAUGGACCUGCCCGUGGGCCCCGGCGCGGCGGGGCCCAGCAACGUCCCGGCCUUCCUGACCAAGCUCUGGACCCUCGUGAGCGACCCCGACACGGACGCGCUCAUCUGUUGGAGCCCGAGCGGGAACAGCUUCCACGUGUUCGACCAGGGCCAGUUUGCCAAGGAGGUCCUGCCCAAGUACUUCAAGCACAGCAACAUGGCCAGCUUCGUGCGGCAGCUCAACAUGUACGGCUUCCGGAAGGUGGUCCGCAUCGAGCAGGGCGGCCUGGUGAAGCCCGAGAGGGACGACACCGAGUUCCAGCAUCCGUGCUUCCUGCGUGGCCAGGAGCAGCUGCUCGAGAACAUCAAGAGGAAAGUGACCAGCGCGUCCACCCUGAAGAGUGAGGACAUCAAGAUACGCCAGGACAGUGUCACCAAGCUGCUGACGGACGUGCAGCUCAUGAAGGGCAAGCAGGAGUGCAUGGACUCCAAGCUGCUGGCCAUGAAGCACGAGAACGAGGCCCUGUGGCGCGAAGUGGCCAGCCUGCGGCAGAAGCACGUCCAGCAGCAGAAAGUGGUCAACAAGCUCAUCCAGUUCCUGAUCUCACUGGUGCAGUCCAACCGGAUCCUGGGGGUGAAGAGAAAGAUCCCCCUGAUGCUGAAUGACAGCAGCUCCGCACAUUCCAUGCCCAAGUUCGGCCGGCAGUACUCCCUGGAGCACGUCCCCGGGGCCGGCCCCUACGCGGCCCCAGCCCCAGCCUACAGCAGCUCCAGCCUCUACUCGACGGACACCAGCUCGGGACCCAUCAUCUCCGACAUCACGGAGCUGACACCCUGCAGCCCGCUGGGCUCCGCCAGUGCCAGCGCAGACGAGAGGCCACUCUCCCACAGCCCCCUGGUGCGGGUCAAGGAGGAGCCCCCCAGCCCGCCACGGAGCCCUCGGGUGGAAGAGGCGAGUCCUGGGCGCCCAUCCUCUGUGGACACCCCCCUGUCCCCAGACACCUUCAUCGACUCCAUCCUGUGGGAGAGCGAGCAUGCCCCUGCAGCCGCCUCAGCUGCUGCCCUCCCGGAAGUGGGAGGCCGCCCCCCCUCGGCCCCACCGCCCCCCACCCCCGAGAAGUGCCUCAGCGUAGCCUGCCUGGACAAUGUGGCUCGCACUCCACAGAUGUCUGGGGUCGCCCGCCUCCUCCCCUGCCCCUCCUUUCUGCAUGGCCGAGUCCAGCCAGGGAACGAGCUCAGCGACCACCUGGACGCCAUGGACUCGAACCUGGACAGCCUGCAGAACAUGCUGAGCGGCCACGGCUUCAGCGUGGACACCAGCGCCCUGCUGGACCUGUUCAGCCCCUCCGUGACUCUGCCGGACAUGAACCUGCCUGACCUGGACAGCAGCCUGGCCAGCAUCCAGGACCUGCUGUCUCCCCAGGAGCCCCCCAGGCCCCUGGAGGCUGAGAACGGCCCCGAUUCAGGCAAGCAGUUGGUCCACUACACAGCGCAGCCCCUGCUCCUGCUGGACCCCGACGCUGUGGACACGGGAAGCAGCGAGUUGCCAGUCCUCUUCGAGCUUGGCGAGGGUUCCUGCUUCUCCCAAGGAGAGGACUACUCGGACGACCCCACCAUAUCCCUGCUCACCGGCUCCGAGCCCCCCAAAGCCAAGGACCCUGCUGUCUCCUAGAGGGCCUGGAGGAGCCGGGCCGCCCGCCCAUCUGCUUGCCGCCCCAGCGUCGGGCUGCUUUGGGCCGGCGGGCUGGGAGCCACAGUUGCCUUCACCCCUCCCAGUGUGCAGUGGUUCAGCGGUGCUUGGACUGAGCCUGCAGGCCACCCACGGCAAAGUUGUAUUUUGGCUUUUUACUCAUGAGCCCCCUUCCCCUCCCCCAGGCGGAUGUGUGUCCCGGGCCGGAGGGUGAGACAGACGCAUAAAGGGACAGGCUCAA
Messenger RNA from Ochotona curzoniae (black-lipped pika), 1989 nucleotides. RefSeq names its product heat shock transcription factor 1 (gene HSF1). The record is from RefSeq and is a predicted model, not a curated record. NCBI's taxonomy places the organism in Eukaryota, Metazoa, Chordata, Mammalia, Lagomorpha, Ochotonidae. Gene Ontology annotation, biological process: regulation of DNA-templated transcription. The coding region runs from base 81 to 1730 and encodes 549 amino acids. The transcript is spliced from 14 exons. Gene Ontology annotation, molecular function: DNA-binding transcription factor activity; sequence-specific DNA binding.